This is a messenger RNA of Anolis carolinensis (green anole), 1711 nucleotides long. RefSeq names its product interleukin-36 receptor antagonist protein. Gene Ontology annotation, biological process: cellular response to lipopolysaccharide; inflammatory response to antigenic stimulus; cytokine-mediated signaling pathway. The record is from RefSeq and is a predicted model, not a curated record. Gene Ontology annotation, molecular function: cytokine activity. Bases 293 to 847 code for a protein of 184 amino acids. The transcript is spliced from 5 exons. Lineage: Eukaryota; Metazoa; Chordata; Lepidosauria; Squamata; Anolidae.
GUUUUUCUGGUUAGCUCUUGCACCACUGUAAAGGGGAAGUCCAUCAGAAGAUGCAUCACAGGUGCCAGGAAAAGAACAAGACAGGACCACACCUUGAAUCCCAAAGCUAUAUUUCAAUAAAGAACGGUGGCCUGCCAAAAGGCACACCCAGGCUCCUGACACAUUUAAGAUGCAAAUUCUCCAAUUGUGAUGAGUCACUAUAAAACUUUGUGGAAGUUCCAGAACAGAAGAGAAAAGCAAGAAUCCACAGUCCAAGUCACAUUGGCAAAGGAUAUAAUAUAACUCAAACAAGAUGUCUUGGGACCAGGAAGUGGCUGCUUUAUUUUCUGACAAGAGUCGAGAGUCAGAUCCAGGGGAUUAUGAGCUUCAAACCGCCAAGUUAAGGACACCCUGGUUGUUCAGGAUUUGGGAUAUUAGCCAGAAGUUCCUUUUCCUGAUGGGCAACAUGCUACUAGCAAAAUUUCAAAAUGCUAAUAUGCCAGAUCACUUAAUAUCUGUGCUCCCUAACACUGCCCUCGAUCCCAAAAAGAAGCCCAUCUUUAUGGGGCUGAGUGAUAAAAACCACAGUUUCUGCUGUGUGAAGUCUGGUGAGGGUCAGCCACAGCUGCAGAUAGUGGAGAGAAGCAUUCUGCAACUUUACCAAGAAAAAAAGGAACUGAAGCCCUUUACUUUCUACAGCAAGGCCGACGGGGGCCCAGAGACUUGCUCUUUUGAAUCUGCAGAAUUCCCCAAUUGGUUCAUAAGCACUUCUUCAGAGCCAAACAGACCUAUUGGGUUGAGUCCAAAGGAAAGUGCUGAGAACACCCUGUUUUUUUUCGAACGAAAGGAUAGCUACUUUAUGAUGUAGGUCAAUGAUGGGCAACCUUUUGCGCUUGGUGUGUCAAAAUUCACCAAAAAACCUAGCAUGACUUGGGUGGUGUGUCACUUCGAGAAAAGAACCAUAAUUUCACAAUAUGUAUAGUUUAAAUAACAAAAAUAUAUAAUUGUAAUAUAUGUAUUCAAUAAAUCAAAAACUAUUUACUACCAUUAUUUCCAUGUACAACAAUCUAUGGUACCUCUUGCAGUUUCUAUGCUGAUUAUUCUAGUUUCAAUGUAGCCAUGAAUAAUGAAUAAUAUAAUAAUAAUACAAUAAUAGUAAUAAUAUGAUAAUAUACUACAAUAAUAAUAGAAUAAUAAUAGAAUAUAUAUAUACACACACACACACAUACAUACAUACACAGAGUAGAGUCUCACUUAUCCAACCUAAACGGGCCGGCAGAAGCUUGGAUAAGCGAAUAUCUUGGAUAAUAACGAGGGAUUAAGGAAAAGCCUAUUAAACAUCAAAUUAGGUUAUGAUUUUACAAAUUAAGCACCAAAACUUCAUGUCAUACAACAAAUUUGACAGAAAAAGUAGUUCAAUACGCAGUAAUGUUAUGUUGUAAUUACGAAUUUAGCACCAAAAUAUCAUGAUAUAUUGAAAACAUUGACUACAAAAUGGCUUGGAUUAUCCAGAGGCUUGGAUAAGUGAGGCUUGGAUAAGUGAGAUUCUACUGUGUGUGUGUAUGUAUGUAUGUGUGUGUGUGUGUGUGUGUGUAUAUAUAUAUAUAUAUAUAUUGCAUAAUUCCCACGGAGUAAACAACAAAAACCACUGGACCAAAUCACCAAAUUUGGCCACAAAAGACACAGUCAUCCAAUCAAUCUGCAUGCGGCAGCGUGUCAGCAAAAAUGGCUA